Messenger RNA from Emiliania huxleyi CCMP1516, 628 nucleotides. RefSeq lists its product as hypothetical. Bases 1 to 597 code for a protein of 198 amino acids. Lineage: Eukaryota; Haptophyta; Isochrysidales; Noelaerhabdaceae. The transcript is spliced from 4 exons. The record is from RefSeq and is a predicted model, not a curated record.
AUGCUGGCCUCCGGGCCUGCUGCGGCGGCGCGGCCGGUUGAGGCCGGGCUCGGCCCGGCCCGCGACGGCUGGCCGCCGACGAGCGCACUCGCGCUGCUCGUCAAAAUGGCGGCGGUGGCGAUUGCGGCGACGGUCGUUCAGUCGCUCAGCGCUCAGGCGCGUCUGUCGUCUGUCGUCUGUUGUCGCAUUUCGCACACGCGCGCGCCGCGCGACCCGCCCAAAAGCUGCUCGCUCGAACCGCGGCCGACUCCGCCAUCGCGGCCGCAGCUGUUGAGCUCUCCAGAAGACUGGUGCCUGAUAUGCUGCCUCCCUGCGGAUGCUGCCGGCGAGCCUGGCGGUCCGCUGUACUUCAAGGAGAAGACCAUCGGGUCCUUCGGCCACCAAAGCGAGAUCACCCGAGAGCAGCUGAGCCUGCCUCUGGCCUCGCCUCCCUCUCCUUCAUCAGGCAGUCGUGGCAUCCUAUGGGUCGUUGGCGCCAUGAAGUACAGCGAUCGCCAUCUCGCUGGCCUCUUCGCAAGGCCUCCCGACCGCGUCGAACUCAUCGAGACGUGGGCUCUCUCGGCUACAGGACCGGCCCCAGCUUCGGCUGAGGGCUAACAAGCUGCCGAGCCCAAAUCACUGUGAGAGU